AUGGCUGUUAUUACUCGGAGUUAGAACAUUGAGUUCUGCCAAGGGACUGGGAGUGCUAAUCAAGACCGCACUGGGACUGGAACUGCGUAUGAGUUGACGGCCAUGUUGAUUUAUGUCAGUUCUCGAGUGCAUGUGCGUGUAAACUGGUGGAUUGAAGUAUGUCUUUGUCGAAGUCUCGUAAAAGAUCAUAUCGAUACCGUGUGAAAUGUGAAGAAUGCGAGAAAGAAUUCGACUCCGACUAUGUAGAAGCUCAUUCCCGAAUUGUUCACAGCGGCCAAAAAGUAAAAUGUCUGCCAGUGGUAGAAUCGUCACAGCUGAAAUUAAGUGGUUUCUUCUCUAAAAGCAGUGCAGCAGUCGAAUCUCCAGGUCAGACACAGGAGGCACCGCUUGUUAGAUGUAGUCCAGAGGGUGAACAACGUACUUUUUCAUCAACAUACGAAUCUGUUGCAAAUAUCCAGCCAGAUCCUGAAUCAAUCGACCAAGAUUCACUUAAGCCUGAUGCAUCAAUGAGAGACGUCCAGGAACCUAGUGAGCCCAGUACCCCGAUAGAUAAAGGCAUUCAAUCAGAUCUUGGAGGGAUUGCUGAAUUAGAGCCAGAGUCCUCCACAUCACCUACGUUGACGACAAUGGUACCGAAACAACCUGUUUUACUCGAGUAUCCGGGCACCAAGUUCAGCAGUGAGUCUUUCACUAGACGAUUCCAGCCUGACUAG
This is a messenger RNA of Pocillopora meandrina, 713 nucleotides long. NCBI's taxonomy places the organism in Eukaryota, Metazoa, Cnidaria, Anthozoa, Scleractinia, Pocilloporidae. The record is from the annotation of a GenBank genome assembly.